GAGAGGAAACAGCCGGGGAGUAGUCAAACAGUCCGCGGUUAGAGAGAAAGAGCGGAGAAAAACCAGAGAAGACCGACAACCCGUGUUCAGCUGGGGUUUCUGCUUCUCAAAUCAACUAUGCUCGUCUCUCCGCCGUCGCUUCAUCUCAGGUGUCCGCUUCCCGGUCGCUGAAUGGCGCUGGUUACCGUGCAGCGAUCACCGACCCCCAGCACCAGCUCCAGCCCUUGUGUUUCGGAGUCCGGUAGUGGGGAGGAUGACCGCCGCUCUCAGCCGAGGAGCAUUAGUGAAAGUUUCCUGACAGUUAAAGGGGCUGCUCUCUUCUUACCUCGAGGAAAUGGCUCCUCUCCUUCGUCUGCCUCUCGCUUCUCACAGCUGCGCAGCAAACAUGCAGGGGACAUCCAACAGCAUCUGCAAACCAUGUUCACUCUCCUCAGACCAGAGGACAACAUCAAACUGGCGGUGCGUUUGGAGAGCGCACACACUCAGAUCACCCGCUACAUGGUGGUGGUCUCAACCAAUGGUCGUCAAGACACAGAGGAGAGUGUGGUGCUGGGAAUGGAUUUCAGUCCUGUAGAUAGUUCAUGUUCUGUAGGGAUGGUUUUGCCCUUGUGGAGCGACACAUUAAUACAUCUGGAUGGAGAUGGGGGUUUCAGUGUGUCAACUGAUAACACAGUGCACGUGUUCAAGCCGGUUUCUGUGCAGGCCAUGUGGUCGGCCCUCCAGUCCCUCCAUAAGGCCUGCGAGGUGGCUCGUUGUCACAACUACUUCCCAGGCAGCUUGUUCCUCACCUGGGUCUGCUACUAUCAAAGCAGGGUGUACUCGGACCAGGCCCGCAUCAACGAGUGGAACGCCAUGCAGGAUGUGCAGUCGCACCGUGCAGAUUCACCCGUGCUCUUCUCCGACGCACCCACGGAAAGAGAGCUGACUGAGCGUCAGAUCAAAAACAGUUUGAGGGAGAUCAUGAUGCAGAAAGAUCUUGAGAAUGUCACAAGCAAAGAGAUCCGAACAGAGCUGGAGAUGCACAUGACAUGCAACCUGCGAGAGUUCAAGGAGUACAUCGACAAUGAGAUGAUCGUCAUUCUGGGCCAGAUGGACAGUCCUACGGAGAUCUUUGAUCACGUCUUCUUGGGAUCUGAGUGGAAUGCAUCCAAUUUGGAGGAGCUGCAGAAGAGCGGGGUUCAGUACAUCUUGAAUGUAACCAGGGAGAUUGAUAACUUCUUCCCCGGUGUGUUUGAGUACCACAACAUCCGUGUGUAUGAUGAGGAGGCCACUGACCUUCUUGCCUAUUGGAAUGAAACCUUCAAGUUUAUAACUAGAGCCAAGAAAGCCGGUUCCAAGUGUUUGGUGCACUGUAAGAUGGGCGUCAGUCGCUCUGCAGCUACAGUGAUCGCGUACGCCAUGAAGGAGCACGGAUGGGACCUGAAGAAAGCUUUUGAUUUCGUCAAGGAGCGUCGAACUGUGACCAAACCUAACCCUUCCUUUAUGAGACAGCUGGAGGAGUAUCAGGGCAUACUGCUGGCCAGUAAGCAGAGGCACAACAAACUGUGGCGUUCUCACUCUGACAGCGACCUGUCUGAUAACCAUGAGCCGCUCUCUAAAUCUCACGCACAACCGCUCAGCCUGGGCCGCUUAGGCCCCCACAACCAGGCCGGCAGCGAGCCUGGCCCCUCUGUGAGAGAACUGCUGGAUUCACUGGGAACCUCGGCUAAGACUGGCAAAGCAACACACUCCACCAGCCAGCCUGACACUGGCAUCCACUCCAAGCUCAGCUCCUCAUCCUUUGGGGGGAUGGCAGCUAUAAAAGGCAAUGCUGAAGCUCAAAGGCUGGAGGCUCCUUCUCAUUCUGCUGUUAUCCAAAUCAGCCAAUCAGACCCCCCCUGUCCCGAACCCACAGCUGGCUCUGUGUCUCCGUUAUCUCCUCCGCUCUCCAACGGUGUGUCUGACUCUGAGGAGCAGCCCUCAUCGCCUCCUCUCUCCGAGCCAAGGGCCGCCACGGUGGUGCCGGAGCCUCUCAAGACUGACAUGGUGGCAGAGACUGUUUUAGCUGGCCAGCCUCACCCACCUCCCUCCUUCCAAGACCUCCCCCUCUCCCCUGCUCCAUCUCCAACUCCAGUCUGCAUGGAUGAGGUUAUCAAACCGCAGCUGUUGUCCUGCUCUCUGCCUGUGGUAAAACCCAUGCUAGUGUCCGUGCCUGAGCCCAUGACAACACAAACACCGAGCACACAACAGGCUGAACCCCAGAGUCUGCCUGCACCAGUGCCUGUCCCAAAAACAGACUGUGACCAACAGAUGUGUAGCUUGUCUUUGGACAGUUUACCAGCACAUCCUCCCUCCACUAGUCAUUUAAUCAGCUACCACGGUGCCAUUCCACAAGACGGCGAGUUGCUGUUCGGCCACAGCGCAGAUCACAUUAACUUUUUCAGUGCCAGAGAAAAGUUCAAGGGAAUGAGUCAAGAUGAUAAAACUCAGUGUGCCGCAGUGCAGCAGUUGCCCCAGCAGAAGAGUUGUGGCAAGGAACAACAACCACUGCCUGGUGAGGGGAAGAUUGAAGAGAAAAGAAAGGAAAUGUCCGUCCCUGUGCACACGGUCACAGAUCUGAAGCCUGCAGAGCACUCAGAGUCUGAGGGCCCCCAGGACCAGGAUGUGAAGAAGUCUGAGCCGGAAAUUAAGGAUGAAGAUGUUUCAUCACAAAAGGAAGCUGAGCAUGUUAAAGAGGAAGUGAAAAACAAAGAAGAAGAGGAGGAGGCGGCCCCUGCUCGUCUGUACAGUGAUUGGACGAGGGGCUCCGUGCGGCGCGUCACACGACAGCUGGAGCAAAGAAUGAAACAGGAUCAUGAGACUUCGUCGCCCUCCUCAUCUCCUCCGUCCCUCUCUGGCAGCUCCUCCUGCUCUCAGCAGCGUCCACACAGUGUCCAUAAUGUGACAAUGUCCAAUACCCAGGAUGCAUCAGCUGGCUCACAGCUGUCAAGCCGGGUGCAAGGAGAUGAGGAUGCAUUUAGACCAGUUAAAAGGGACAGUGGUAAUUUAGUUGAAAUGAGGGCACUAGGAAAUAAUGACGUAAGCACAAAAGGACACAAACUCCACCCUUCUGAAAGAUUGCUCUCUACCUCUUCUUCUUUCCACCGCUCUGCCCACUCUCCCUUCGCCUCUGUCAACUUCCUGUGUUUGGAGGGCGUGACAGAGUUGGAGUCAGCCACAGACUGGGACUGUUUUACAGAGGGACCUCAUUGUGACAUUAUCAUGAGGGAGACUUGGGAGACUCUGUGUGAGCUGGGUGCCUUCCUGCAGCAGGUGAGCAAGGAGGGAGGCUGCAAGACCCGCUGCGUGGACCAGCUGUUCGGCCUCAGCGCCGGAACCACCCAGAAACGAGGUGUAGGCAACCAGAAGAGGGUCAAAGAGGUGGAGGCAAGGAUUCGCCAGGCGGGACUGACCCCUCCAUCCCUGAUGAAGCGCUCGGCCUCUCUGGCCAAACUGGGUUGUCUAGAGCUGCUGGCCAACGACCUGAGUGAGUGGGAGAUCAGCCGCUCGUCCGUAGCCCCGUCCUCCGCAGAGCCCGAGACCCACACAACCAGCGAUGAGUCCAAGAAGCAGCGUGUCCACAACUCGUCUUCCUCAGCCGAACAGCAGACGGAAGACAUUGAGACUGGAGAGGAGAGGCUUUCUGAAGCUGGAGAAACCUCACCAGGAGUCUCUCCACAAUCCAGUCCGCAGAAAGGAGAACUGCCUAACGCUGACCAAGUCUCUCCCGACUCACAUGGGCUGUCACUCACGGCAACAAGGCAGCAGUAUGGAAGGACUCACCCCCUGAAUCAGCUCAAGAAAAGAACUAGUACUGUUUACCAUACCAUGUAACCCUCACUGUGUCCGUCUCUGUGUGUGUGUUUGUAUGUGUGUGUGUUUGUGUGUGCGAGAGCGAGAGGGAUUAUGCACACCUGUGAGAAAUAGUAAUCAAGUGCAUAAAUGUUGGAUUUAUUCAGUAAAACAAACCAAUGCCUCUUGCCUUAAAGGAUAUGAUCACAUUUGUCUGUACAUUUUUCUCUGCAGAUCUGCUGAGGGCCUCUGUGAUAUCUGACAUAUGAGACUUUUCUCAGUGCAAGAACAGUGACAAGGCUAUGAAGGGUCCGGUCAAUUGGUAAUAAAACUUGAGUCAAAUUGGAAGAAGCGCUUUGAUGUGUAAACACGUUCAAAAACAGUCAUCAAAAUAAAUAUCUUGUUUCAAUUGUUAUAUACCUGAGCCUGCACAUAUUCACUCCCUUCACCAUUGCUGGUUCCUGAUCGCUGUUGUUUUUUUGGAUUGUCCGACCUGGUGUUAGGUGGAAUGUAGUUUAUUUUCUUUCCUCUUUCCUUGUGCUUCUCUGCAUCAGUUUUUGCUAUUUGUGCUGGGUAACUGCCAAACAAAUGAUACAGCCAGUACAAUCUGACGGUAAAUAAUGUACUCUACAUCAAUCUAAGGCUAUAACACACUUCUCAAGUUUGGCAGAAAAACUGUUUUAAUGACAAUACCAAGCAAGGUCAAUUCUGCUCUCUAGGGACUGAUUAUUAACAUGGGUUGUGCUAACAGCUGCACAUCUAAGCACAAAGAGCUCAAGUCGACCCAAAGACACAGGAACAUCAACAGAAAAUGACUGCAUAGUUGUUUUUAUGAAAAAAAGAGGCAUGCUUUUUUUUUUUAUAUAUAUUUAUAUUUGUUUUGACUAUAGAAUACCUCAGUAAGUCUGAACCAUAUCUCACCUUAAUGAACGUCAGACUCUGGAUUCCUGGAAUGUUUCCGACUCAGAAACAAUUUCCACUUCACUGCUCGAGGUGAAGUACUCUCGUCUCUCUUACGUCCUUUCUCAGUUCUGAUGCCACUCAAACAAGACAUGUUAUGUAUGUGUUACUGUGUGGGAGAAGGGUAGUUUAGGGGCUGGGGGCUGAAAGCAGAGUGUAUAUUUGUGAGGUUUCUGCGAUGUUCUCUUUGGGAUGUAAAGGUCUAUAUUGUGAGUGUUGACAAUUGUAGGAACUGUACAUGUUUUUAUAUCUGGUUUGUGACUGUGUAUGAGUGCGACUGUGCAGCACAAUUUGACUAUGUGGGUGUGUACUUUAUUUGUUUUUAAUUCAUCUCUUUUGUACACAUUUUAGGAGUGUGCCUGUGACUGGCAAAUGAGGCUUCUCUGCAGUCUAUCAAAAUGUCUGUACAGGGAGGUCUGUCAUACAUGCACUUUACUCCCUUUUUCUUUUUAAUGUGGCUUUUUUUUUUUUAAAUGUAUGGUUGCUACUUUUGGGGAGCAUGCUUAGGUAGUAGCAGCUGUUGGGUAUGGGUGUCUAUUGUCAAAAACUGAGUUUUUCAUUUGUUUUAUUUUAAACUAUCAGUGUAAAUAUUCUUUUAUAUCAUGUGCUCCAACUGUGACCAUUAAACAAUGGAAAGUAUUGAG
This is a messenger RNA of Trematomus bernacchii (emerald rockcod), 5414 nucleotides long. RefSeq names its product slingshot protein phosphatase 2b (gene ssh2b). The transcript is spliced from 15 exons. Gene Ontology annotation, biological process: actin cytoskeleton organization; negative regulation of actin filament polymerization; protein dephosphorylation. Gene Ontology annotation, cellular component: cytoplasm. The record is from RefSeq and is a predicted model, not a curated record. Lineage: Eukaryota; Metazoa; Chordata; Actinopteri; Perciformes; Nototheniidae. The coding region runs from base 172 to 3852 and encodes 1226 amino acids. Gene Ontology annotation, molecular function: protein tyrosine/serine/threonine phosphatase activity; actin binding.